Molecule: messenger RNA, 1794 nt
Organism: Carica papaya (papaya)
Lineage: Eukaryota; Viridiplantae; Streptophyta; Magnoliopsida; Brassicales; Caricaceae
Product: Hyp O-arabinosyltransferase-like protein
Molecular function (GO): glycosyltransferase activity
Source: RefSeq, a predicted model, not a curated record
AAGACUUCAAAGAUGGAGUAAAUUACCGUCAGUUUCCCAUUAAUGGCAUCAAAUCACGCCAUUACUGACAUGUCAAGAUUAGACAAGUACUCGAGUUCACGCAAACAGAAAUCGCGAUUUCAAUCACCAUAAUCUGAUUCGAACAACAUUCUGACGAUCGAAAUCCACGUGAUAAUUGUGCCUACUCGAUUCUGGACGAGUUUGUAUUUCCUGAAAGUUCUUGCAAAUUGUAAAAUGUGAUAUACAAAAUCUGUUUUAUAUUGGGAGUAUUUUGCAAGAUUGCUGCUCCUCUGGGAUAUUAAAAUCUGCAAAUUGCUGCUCUCUUGUGAUAUGCACUCAUUCUGAUUCAUGUUAAUUGGUUAUAACCAACGGAAGAGCCAUGGGACAGGCUUCGUCACUGCUUCUGGUGCUUUUGGCCUUUGGUUUUUUCAUUGUGACAUAUAAUUUGCUAACCAUGUUAAUGCACAAUAGAGCAGUUGGAAAAUGGAUCAGUGAUGAUUCAGAUGGCGGAAUAUUUUUUGAUCCUGUUGUUAAGAUGCCUGAAAAUGUGAAAAAUCCAAAGAAUGCCAAGUUGCCAUUCCAUGUUGCCUUAACAGCCACUGAUGCUCCUUACAGCAAGUGGCAGUGUCGCAUUAUGUAUUAUUGGUACAAGAAGAAAAAGGAUCUGCCUGGGUCAGAUAUGGGGGGAUUCACAAGAAUUUUGCACUCAGGAAAUCCUGACAACUUGAUGGAUGAGAUUCCUACAGUUGUAGUUGAUCCCCUUCCAUCAGGGUUGGAUCGGGGUUACAUCGUCCUAAAUAGACCAUGGGCAUUUGUGCAGUGGCUUGAAAAGGCUACAAUUGAAGAAGAAUACAUACUGAUGGCAGAGCCUGAUCACAUAUUUAUAAGUCCCCUCCCCAACUUAGCAAGGGGUGGAUACCCUGCUGCCUUUCCAUUUUUCUAUAUUAAGCCUGAAAAGAAUGAACAGAUAAUCAGGAAGUUUUAUCCAGAGGAGAAUGGGCCUGUGACAAAUGUUGAUCCAAUCGGCAAUUCUCCUGUUAUUAUAAAAAAGGAUUUGCUGGAAAAGAUUGCUCCUACAUGGAUGAAUGUUUCUUUGAAGAUGAAAAAUGAUCCAGAGACUGAUAAGGCUUUUGGCUGGGUGCUAGAAAUGUAUGCUUAUGCUGUAGCAUCUGCAUUGCACGGUGUGCAACAUAUUCUUCGAAAGGACUUUAUGCUGCAGCCCCCAUGGGAUCUGGAGACUGCCAAAAAGUUCAUCAUUCAUUACACUUAUGGCUGUGAUUACAAUAUGAAGGGUGAGCUAACUUAUGGAAAAAUUGGAGAGUGGCGAUUUGACAAGAGAUCAUAUCUAAGAGGACCUCCGCCCAGGAAUCUCUCACUGCCUCCUCCAGGAGUUCCUGAAAGUGUGGUGACCCUUGUAAAGAUGGUGAAUGAAGCUACUGCCAACAUCCCCAAUUGGGACACACAAUAGAUACAUGGCUGUCCUCAAGAUGGUAUAUUUUCUGUGAAACUUAAAAUUCUUGGGGGAGGAAUUUCUGUUUUAUUUUUGGUUCUUUUUUUUUUUUUUAAAUUUUAAAUCUCAGAGUAGCUUUCUCUAGAAACUUGAUGUAUACAAACCUCAGUGAAGGAAAAAAUAGAAAGAGAGGUUCUUACUGAAAUUUUAGAAGGCCUUUGAUUUUUGGGAUUUAAACCAUUCCAUGGAAAAUUCUACCAUGUUUGAGCUUUUGAUAAAAGGGUUAAUCCCAUUUUGUCCUUACCACUAGCUCCAUACUCUUGCGUAUGGGGAAAACAUCCAAA